AUGGAGAGAGUGGAGGAAGUGGUGGAUAGAGGGAGGGAAGUGGAGGAGGACCUGUUCGAUAAUGCCAUGAACGGCGACUGGGAAAAAGUUGUGGGGCUCUAUAGAUCAUCAGAGAAUGUUCAUGAUUUGGAAAUCACCAAAAUGGGGGACACUGCUCUACAUAUCGCUGCUUUCGAUGGCGAAACAAAAAUUGUGCUGGAUUUGCUGGAGAUCCUUAAAGAAAAUGCAUCCAAGAUAUUGAAAAUAAAAAACAAGAAAGGCAACACACCUCUCCAUUUAGCUGCUGUAGUGGGGGAUGAGGAAACGUGUCAUGCAAUGGCCACUAAAAACCCCAAACUCGUGUCGUCUCGCAACAAUGAGAAUGAGACCCCUCUCUUCUUGGCAGCUCUUAAUGGGCAUGAGAAGGUUUUUCUUUGCCUCCAUAGUCACUGUGUUGAAGAAGGAUGCUAUUCGUUUAGGACAAGUAAUGGUGAUACCAUUCUUCAUGCAGCUAUCUCCGGUGAAUACUUCAGUAAGUGUGUGUCCUACCCAUUCCUAAAGAGUGCUGUUAUUUGUACCAUCACAUUGUUGACCACAUCUCGAAUAUAA
This is a messenger RNA of Prunus mume (Japanese apricot), 588 nucleotides long. The record is from RefSeq and is a predicted model, not a curated record. Lineage: Eukaryota; Viridiplantae; Streptophyta; Magnoliopsida; Rosales; Rosaceae.